Anguilla anguilla (European eel) is the source of this 7234-nucleotide messenger RNA. RefSeq lists its product as uncharacterized. The coding region runs from base 790 to 6732 and encodes 1980 amino acids. Gene Ontology annotation, molecular function: nucleic acid binding; zinc ion binding. The record is from RefSeq and is a predicted model, not a curated record. Gene Ontology annotation, biological process: DNA integration. The transcript is spliced from 2 exons. NCBI's taxonomy places the organism in Eukaryota, Metazoa, Chordata, Actinopteri, Anguilliformes, Anguillidae.
GUAAGUUCAGACAUGAAUAAAUUAUACCGGGUACGGCGACGUUCCAAAGCCGAUGCAUCCUGUGUUUAUUGAAGGAAGAUUCGCGACUUUAUUAGUACAUCCUGCCUGAGCGAAAGCGAAUCUGAAACAAUAAUUCCCAGCACUAACUCGGAAAGGGAACGUGGGAAUAUCAGUAGCUGAGCUAAUACUCGGCAACUUAAUGCAUUAAAAUGCACGGAACUGUAUUACCCAGUUUCGUGGGGAAAUGAGGUUCGUUCAAUAUUGCUAGUGGAGUGCAAAUAAUUGUUUGUCCACUAGGGGGGAGUAUUCAGUAAAAGGUAGAGCUAUAGAGAUUAAGAAGCCUAAAAAUCUUUGUUAAUUAGUUUUAGUGACUGUGUGAGAUUGCUGGUCUUUUUGGAAUUGUGAAAUGUGAUACUGAUAUGUGGAAUUGAUACUCUGUAAAGAAAUAUGUUUAUUUUGGUAAUUGAAACAGGCACAAGGUAACUGAACCGUAAAGGGUAAAGUGUUUUCUUUAUUUUUGCGACACUGUGAUAGUUAAAUCAGAGAUUCUCUUCUGUUAAUACUAUCUGGAAAUGGUGUGGUAAUCCGGUGCAGCAAACUCAUAUAUGUCCAUUCUCCUUCUGUUUUCAGAAUUAAUAAAAAACUUUAAAUGUGAUACAGUGGCGGGUUUAUUUCACGUCAGACCUGUAACAUAUUUUGGUGCCGAAACCCGGGAAACCAGUCAUUAACUUCAGCAAGAAGGUUAAUAAGAGGACCAAGAUAAUUCGUCUAUUGCCCUUUCUCAGAAAAAUGGAGCUGGAGGAGCUGCAGGAACAGGCCAGUGCUGCAUUGGGGAAGCUUCAGAGAGAAGAGCUGGUCCAGGUCGGCUUGUGGGCGAAAUGCAAGGGACUGGAUGCAGUGGAAGUAGAGAAGCAAAGCAGACGGGGCCUUGUUAAGCUAAUUGAGGCUACCAUUGAUGAAGUGGCAGACAACGAGGAAUAUGAGGUGGCUUGCCAGUUUAUGAGAGACUUACUCAGCACCAUAGAGGGUCUCAUAGGCAGUGGAGAAGAGCAUGAAGAGGUGCUGGAGAUGAGAAAACGAUAUCUCACCUUAGAGUUGGAGCAGCAGAAAGCCAGAGAGCAGAUGGAGCAAGAGAUAAAGUCACUCAGUGAGAGGCUGGCUAACAAGAGAGCUGCCCCAGGGGGCGCCACACUCGCCCCAGAGGUGACAAUAAAGAAAGAGUUUAAAAUCUGGGGUCAGAUUGGAGAAGGUGGCCAGAAGGAGAAGUUGAGCUACACCAGCCUGCUCCACCAGAUCAACGGGGGCCUAAGGAAACGCUACACAGACUCUGAAGUCAUCGAAGCAGUAAUUAGAGCCAUUAUCCCUGGCCUACCAUUGCGGAGCAUGCUGGAGUCUAAGAGUGACCUCACAAUCUCCAAGUUGAAGACUGUGUUGAAAGGUCAUUUUAAAGUGGAAAGCCCCUCUGAGUUAUAUCAUCAGCUCAUCAACCUCCUACAAGAGCCCAAAGAAACAGCCCAAAGUUUCCUCUUCAGAGCUAUUGAACUCAAAGCCCGUAUCCUUGCCUCCGCAGAUGAUGACGUGGAAGAGCAGUAUGGUGCUGAUCUGAUCCAGAAGAAAUUCCUGAGGUCGGUGUACACAGGACUGCAAAGUGAAUCACUGAAACUGGAUAUGAGGAAAGUGCUGGAGAACAAAACAAUAACUGAUGAAGAGCUGAUUGAACAACUGAACAUGUCCUCACGGUUGGAGGAGGAAAGGAAACUGAAGUUCAAGAAAGCUGCCCACAUGAGAGCGAUGAUCGCAACUGAGCUGCCAACGGAUAUGACGGUCCAUUCCCGUCCUGUCAAGCUUGGGGAAGAUGGGCAACAGUCAGACUCCCCGCAGCGGAGCAGUGCGGCGGUGAAAGGAAAAGUUGUGGCAGAAAGACGAGGUGAGGGUUCGACGAACGAUGCAGUGCAAGAGUUGAGAGCCGAAAUGGCAGAAAUUCGAGAGCUUCUAAAAGACUGUAUAGGACAACAUGGCACAACUCAGCCGGGACGGUUAGUGAGGAGAAGGCAGACCAGAGCCUGUGAGGCAUGCAUGAAACAGGGACAGAUGGACUCAUGUGAGCACUGCUUCAAGUGUGGAGCAACAGGGCACUUUUCAUGGGGCUGUCGUCAGCCCAGGCCGAGUCAGGGAAAACUAAAGGAGACUGCUGAAGAGGGGAGAGCAGCAGUCCAAAACACAUCAUCCCCCAGGAGAACACAAAAAGCAGACUACAGGGUGAACAAAGAACAAGUCCAGAUAUCCAAGAUAGGCUAUCUUAAUCCUAAGAGUCAUGCUAAAUUAGUAGAUGUAGUUGGAAAGAGAUGCAUGGUGCACUGUCUGUUUGACAACACCCCAGUACUGGCCUUGUGGGACACAGGUGCUCAAUCCUGUAUGAUGAAUGAACACUGGAGACAGAAAUUCCUCCCUCACACUCAAGUCAGACCCCUCAGUGAGCUGUUGGGAUCAGCAAAUCUUAGUGGGUUAGCAGCAAACAAAACUCAGAUACCGUUUAGUGGUUGGGUGGAGAUAGAAGUCAGGUUGGGCCAAACAGAGAAUUCCCAUAAAGUUAUGCAGGUACCUGUCCUCGUGAGUCCUGAUCCAAAUGUGGCUGAAGAGCCCAUUAUUGGGUUCAAUGUGAUUGAGGGCGAGCUGGAAGACGGCGUAACUCCAGAACUAAUCACCACCCUAGAGGCAGCUUUCUCCCUGGAGCCAAAAGAUGCUGGGACAUUAGCAGAAAUACUUGAGGCAGAAGUACUUGGAGCACCUGGAGACAAUUAUGGCCAUCCCCCAGUGAAAGUGGGAAAUGUGAGUAUUAAAAUACCACCUGGAGAACUCACCUUUGUGAGUGGCCGUGCCCAUGCUGGAAUUUUAGAAGAGGAUAAGGUGAUGCUCUUUGUCCCAAAUGGAGGACCGGAGUGGCCCGAGGGAUUAAGCAGUGGAGAGAUGCUGGUCACUCUACACAAGGGAAAAUCAACACGAACCAGGAUUCCCGUGAUAAACACUACUAAACAUACAGUGACAUUAGAUAGAAGAAUGCAGAUGGGCCACCUAGAGCCUGUGGGCGGCUUAUACCCGGCCUCCCGCAACACCCUUGGGGCCAGUGAUGAUCGAGAAAAAGACGGGGAAAGGCUUCCACUGGCCAUCAAUAGUGUCACGGAAGAAACAGUGGACGACAAGCCCCCGGAAGAAAAAUGGGAUCCCCCAGUACAGUUGGACCACCUGCUUGAGGAGCAACAGGUAAGAGUGCGGCAGCUGCUAAGGGAAGAAUGUAAGGCAUUUUCACGCAAUGAGCAUGACAUUGGGUGUAUGCCCUCUUUGAAGAUGCAUAUUACUCUCCAUGACACGACUCCCGUGAAAAGAACAUACAUGUCUGUCCCUAAACCCCUUCAUCAAGAAGUGAAGCAGUACCUGAGAGACCUGUUGGAAAAGGGGUGGAUCCAAACGUCCAGAUCGCCUUACUCCUCACCUGUGGUUGUAGUAAAAAAGAAAGAUGGGGGGCUACGACUGUGUUGUGAUUAUCGAGAGUUAAAUAAGAAGUCUGUCCCAGAUAGGCACCCAAUCCCAAGAAUUCAGGACUUAAUUGAUAGCCUAUGUGGGAGCUCCUGGUAUUCAGUGUUAGACCAGGGGAAGGCUUAUCACCAGGGUUUCAUGGACGAGGAGAGCCGCCCCUUAACGGCAUUCAUCACACCCUGGGGCCUUUUUGAGUGGACUCGAAUACCGUUUGGGUUAAGUUCUUCCCCUGCAGAAUUUCAGAGAGCCAUGGAGGAAUGCCUGGAGGGGCUGAGAGACGAUGUCUGUCUACCCUAUUUAGAUGACAACCUGGUCCAUAGUCCCUCCUUUGAUGAACACUUGAACCACAUUCGCCUGGUAUUGCAAAGCUAUCAGAAGUACGGCAUCAAACUCACCGCCAAGAAAUGUGAAAUGUUCAAAAGGAGUGUUCGGUUUCUAGGCAGGAUAGUGUCAGAGCAGGGCUACACCAUGGAUCCAGCAGACAUUGAGCCAGUGCUGGCUUUGAAAGAGCGGAGACCCACCAACGUGGGAGAGCUGAGGAGAUUACUGGGCUUCCUGUCAUACUACAGACCAUACAUACAGAACUUCUCACGCCGUGCCAAAGCGCUGUAUGGUCUGUUGUGUCAACCAAGUGAGGUGAGUCUGAAGACACAAGAAGUAGCUCCAAAGGGGCCCCCGCGUGAAAAGAAGGGUACAACAAGGAAACGCCACAACCAGCUGCCCAGUAGUACCCGCAUAUGCUGGACAGAAGAACAUCAGCAGGUGUUGGAGGAAUUAGUUGACUGUUUGACCAAUCCUCCAGUGUUAGGGUACCCUGAUUUCACCCAACCAUUCAUACUGCACUGUGACGCUUCCCAGGAAGGUUUAGGAGCGGUCUUGUACCAGCGACAGAGUGGUAACAUGGUGGUGAUCGGCUACGGGUCAAGAACAUUAAGUCCAGCGGAGAAGAAUUAUCACCUGCAUUCAGGGAAAUUGGAAUUUCUGGCACUGAAGUGGGCGGUAUGUGAGCGUUUCAAAGAUUACCUAUACCACGCUCCGUCAUUUACCGUCUAUACGGAUAACAAUCCAUUGACUUAUGUUUUAACCACAGCUAAACUGAAUGCGACAGGUCACCGCUGGGUGGCCGAACUGGCAGAUUACAAUUUCAAUAUCAAAUACCGCCCUGGCCGGGUAAACAGUGACGCCGAUGGCCUUUCCCGAAUGCCUCUGCAAAGUGAGAAAUGGGAUGAGGAAUACACCGAGCAGACGCAAAUGGAUGUGGUGAGUGCUGCUCUGAAGGGAGUGCUUGUACAGACGGAGACCCUCACCACCUGGAUCAGCCCGGUAGCUCUGGAAACCCUUGACGGUGACCUAGCUGGCCCAACAUUAUCCCAAAUCCAACCAAAACAAGUAAAGACUGCUCAGGAAAAAGAUGGAGUUAUUAGUCGGGCAAUGUGGUACCUAAAAAGGGGUAGACCACCCACGAAUGCUGAGAGGAGACGAGAACACGGAGAUGUAGUGGUGCUGUUGAGAGAGUGGAAGAAGCUGUACCUCGAUAUUGAUGGCAUCCUCUACCGUCAGACUGCCAAAAGGCGUCAGCUGGUCCUACCGCAAGAGUUCCACCCUUUUGUCUAUAAGGAGCUGCAUGAGGAGAUGGGGCACCUGGGAGCUGAGAGAACCUUGUCAUUGGUAAGAGAGAGGUUCUUCUGGCCCCGGAUGCAGAGUGAUGUUGAACAUUAUGUAACUGAGGUCUGUGAGUGCCUUAAGCGCAGGCAGCCAUGUAAAAGAACCAGGGCCCCGCUAACAACAAUCAAGACAACUUAUCCUUUCGAGUUAGUGUCAAUUGACUUCUUGCAUCUUGAACCAUCUAAGCAGGGCUAUGAAUACAUUUUAGUGAUAAUGGAUCAUUACACCAGGUUCGCCCAGGCUUACGCCACAAAGAAUAAAUCCUCUAGGACAGUGGCUGAGAAAUUGUUUGAGGACUUUGUGCUAAAGUUUGGAUUCCCUACUCGGUUCCACCAUGACCAGGGUCGGGAAUUCAAUAACAAGCUAAUGGCAAGAUUGCAUGAACUGUGUGGCAUACAAAACUCCAAGACAACACCGUAUCACCCCCAGGGAAAUGGGCAGGUGGAACGGUUCAAUAGGACAUUGCUGUCAAUGUUACGGUGCCUACCAGAGGAACAGAAAGCAGAUUGGAGGAAAACUCUACCCAAAGUAGUGCAUGCCUAUAAUUGCACAAAGCAUGACACAACCGGGUACUCUCCUUUCUAUCUCCUUUUUGGGCGCUCCCCAAGACUCCCAAUCGACUUAAUGUUCAACCUGAAUCCAGACAACACGGAGAACACCUAUGAUGAGUAUGUACAGAGAUGGAGAAAUCAAAUGGCGGAGGCUUACCAGAUUGCGUCACAAGCAGUGGAAAAGCACGCUGAAAGGGGGAGAAGCCACUACGACAAGAAGGUGUAUGGUACAGACUUGCAGCCAGGGGGCAGAGUUCUCAUCAGAAAUCUCAGUGAACGUGGUGGCCCCGGAAAAUUAAGAUCUCAUUGGGAGGACAAGAUCCAUGUUGUGGUGGGCAAGAAAAAUGAAGACAGUCCUGUCUUUGAGAUUCGACCUGAGGAUGGAAAAGGAAAUAAUCGAAUAGUUCACCGGAAUCUGCUGUUGCCCUGCGACUCACUCCCAUUGAGUCCAGUUGUUGGUGCCAGGAAAAGGAAGAGACAUGCAAGGCGUCCCCAACAAUGGCACUACGCUAAUCAGGGACCAGAGGAUUCUGAUGAGGAGUAUGAAGGGGUUCUCAUUCCGAUGACCUUAUCAGGGAAGAAAAAUAGUUCUACAGCAGAGAGUCAGGAGGACAUGGACCUGGGAAGGAGACCAACGGAUGGAGCAGGUGGUGAAGUUGUAGGUGAGCCUGAGCAAGCGCAGGAUAGUGUGACAUCGGCUCAGGAAUCAACGGCGUCAGAGACAGAGUCUUCAGGUCAGGAAGAACAGGACAGCUCCACUGAUUUGGCGGAUAACCAGGAUCAGAGAGUAUAUCCAACAAGAAACAGGAGAGCACCAUUAACCUUAGUCUAUGAUAGGUUGGGACAACCUUCAGUAAGCCAACGAGACCCAGUGGUGAGAAGUCUGAGAACAUACUGCCACCAGCGUUCAGCAGGUCAUGGAUUCUGGAGACCAUGGCUAUUGUGCAGCUCUGAGGACUUAAAUCACAAAGACAGGGAUUAAAAAUAAAACGGUAACUGUUUCUGGAUACCUUGCUACAGAGACUCUAGCGCAUGUGAGACUGAACUUUUAUGGACUGUUUGGGGACACUUCAUCAAAGAGACGCUAUUGUAUUUGAUACUGUGAAUUGUUAUGGAUGGUGCAUCGUAGACAGUGUAAGUAAUUUUGAAAAGAAAACCUGUUCCUCGGGUCCAUGGAGUAAUGUGAAAAAAAUUGUAAGAACAAUUUUUUUUUUUUCUUUUAGUGGGGGAGGGUGUCACACCCUGAACUGAAGACAGUGUACAGCGUCAUAAUCAGUUUGUUAAUGGAGAGGGCAUAUCCACCUCCCAGCAGUAAGGUGGCGCUACUAACUGCAGGGGUCUGCACUGUGAUAGUUAAAUCAGAGAUUCUCUUCUGUUAAUACUAUCUGGAAAUGGUGUGGUAAUCCGGUGCAGCAAACUCAUAUAUGUCCAUUCUCCUUCUGUUUUCAGAAUUAAUAAAAAACUUUAAAUGUGAUACAGUGGCG